ACCGGAAUACAGCGAGCAGCGAUCUCAUCUCAGUUAGUUGUGCGCGUGUCGGGGAAGAGAAUAAUGGCAGUGCGUAAAGGCGCAAACAUGGCCGGAUCACCGGAGACCGACACCGACACCGACAGCAGCGGAGCACCGACGCGACGCAGACGCGCACCCGACGCUCUGCUGGCCGUCUUCAUCAUGAGUCUCGAAGUCUUCAUCAUCCAGGCGUCUUCGCUUCAGUUCUCCGAAGAGCCCCAGUCUCAGGACGCAUUACACGGCCGCAGUGCUAUCCUGCGCUGUGAGCUCAGCGGCCCGGAGGACAUGCGCUUCUGGUGGACUCAGGACGGCCGUCGCGUGCAGGACUCGAACCGCCGCUUUCAGGAGGGCAGUAACCUGAAGUUCACGGCGGUGGACCGUCACGCAGACACCGGCAGCUUCCAGUGUGUGGCAUCCAGCAGCUCCACCGGAGAGACCGUGACCUCCGCCAACGCCUCCAUCAACAUCAAAUGGCUGGAGAGGGGGCCAAUUACAAUGAACGAACCCGCCUCAGAGGCGGAGCUAGAGGAGGCUGAGCGAAUCGUGCUGCAGUGUCACAUUGAUGGACAUCCACGGCCGAGCAGUAAAUGGUUCAAAGAUGGAGCUCAGCUGGACAGAAAGGACCGGAUCCUCACACUGACCAACCUCAGCACAGGGGAUUCUGGGAUAUACUCCUGCUGUGCUCAAAAUGCUGCUGGAAAAGUGUGCAGUAACCACAACAUCACCCUCAAUAUUUUUGAUAAGUCUGUUCCCCGUGUGCUGGUGGCUCCGGUGGAUCAGGUGGUUCUGCGUAAUGAGGAGGCCGUGUUUCACUGUCAGUUCAGAGCCAAGCCGCCGCCGCUGAUCGAGUGGUUCCACGACGCAGAACCCGUCCUCAACAAAUCACGUGUUGAGAGGGCUGCUGUUGUGUGUGUGUCUGUAGAGAUCGCAGACAUGGGCGAGCGCUUGUGGCGUGUUUUCUCUGCGGGCCGCGGUGAGCGUGUGCGCUGUGAUCCGCCGCGGGGUCAGCCGGAGCCGCAGGUGUGGUGGGAGCGUGCAGGAGCUCGUGUGGCGUCUGAGGGUCGAGUCCAUCAGCGGGACGGAGAUCUGAUCUUCAGCCCCACAGACAGAUCAGACUCGGGCGUCUACACGUGUGUCGCCCGCAACACAGCCGGACAGAAGCAGCAGGAGCUCGUGGUCACUGUAGCCACCUCUCCAGAAUGGAUUGUUCAGCCGCAGGACACACACGUGGAGGAGGGUCAGCCGGGUUUCUUGCACUGUCACGCACGAUCCACGCCUGAACCACGGGUCACAUGGUACCGCAAGAGCGUCCCGAUCACUGAGGAGGGCUCUCGUUAUAAGCUCUUCUCUAACGGCACUCUGAGGAUCAACAGCGCAGAGGUGAAUGAUGCUCAGACGUACAGCUGUGUGUGUGUGACGCAGGCCGGAUCGCUCAGCGCACACGCGCGGAUUCACAUACUGGAGAAGCUGAAGUUCACUCCCGUCCCGCAGCCGUCGCAGUGUCUGCAGCUGGACCGAGAGAGCAGCGUGAGCUGUGUGGCUAAAGCACGAGAGACGCCCAUCAUGCACUGGAGCAGAGCAGACGGCGCUGAUCUCCCGUCUCACGCGAGUCAGAUGAACGGGGCUCUGCGCUUCAGUACAGUGACCCGCGCCGAUGGAGGGAACUACACGUGUGUGGCGUCCAGCAGCGUGCAGGGAGAGAUACGAGCGCACGUCCAUCUCACUGUAGGAGUUCACGUGGAGUUUAAGCUGGAGCCGGAGCAGACCACAGUCUAUCAGGGUCACACGGCUGUGCUUCACUGUCAGGCGUCAGGUGACCCGCAGCCGUACGUCCAGUGGAUGCUCAAAGACAAACUACUCAGCAGCAGCAGCUCCAGCAGGUUCCAGAAGAUGCCCAACGGCUCUCUGGUCAUUAGUAACGUGACCACUGAGGACACGGGCGUGUACACCUGCAUCGCAGGAAACACCUGCAACAUCAGAGACACGGCAGCGCAGCUCUAUGUCGUGGAGAAGCCUGUGCACCCGCGCAGUGAAGACGAGGAUAAGAGUCAGUUUAAGAUGUUCCAGACGAUCGCGCUGUCGGUGGCCGUGGCCGUGGCGUACAUCAUCGCUGUGCUGGGACUGAUGUUCUACUGCAAACAGAGACGCAAGAGCAAACGGCUGCAGAAGAACCGCGCCGGAGGAGAGCCCGAGACGGAGUGUCUGAACGGUGUUCAGCUGAACGGCCACAGGGUGUCUGAGAUCCAUGAAGAAGUGGCUCUAAGCAGCAUGAGACCUUCAGCAGACUCCGAGAAACAGCAGAGCUGCGGUGACGAGCUGCACUUUCCCAGAGCGCACCUGCAGACCAUCACCUCACUGGGUCGUGGUGUGUUCGGCGAGGUGUUUCUGGCUAAAGCGAGGGCGAUAGAGGAGACCGAGCCGGAGACACUGGUGCUGGUCAAGAGUUUAGAGAGCCGAGAGGAAACGCACCGAUCUGAGUUCAGACGAGAGCUGGAGAUGUUCAGCAAACUCAAUCACGCUCACGUCGUGCGACUGCUGGGAAUCUGCAGAGAAACCCAACCUCAUUACAUGAUCCUGGAAUACGUGGAUCUGUCAGCACAGGUUUUGUGUUUCUUCUUGGAACUGAUUGGUCGCAGGUCUCAGUGA
Messenger RNA from Sinocyclocheilus grahami, 2667 nucleotides. Its product is annotated as inactive tyrosine-protein kinase 7-like. Gene Ontology annotation, molecular function: cell-cell adhesion mediator activity; protein kinase activity; ATP binding. Lineage: Eukaryota; Metazoa; Chordata; Actinopteri; Cypriniformes; Cyprinidae. The transcript is spliced from 17 exons. The record is from RefSeq and is a predicted model, not a curated record. Gene Ontology annotation, biological process: dendrite self-avoidance; protein phosphorylation; axon guidance. Gene Ontology annotation, cellular component: plasma membrane; axon. Bases 64 to 2667 code for a protein of 867 amino acids.